UUUUAGGUAUGAAGUCUUCAAAAAUGAAAAUGGUGAUUUGUGUUACACACCAGUAGGAUAUUCAACAAUCUAUGAAUAUUAUGCUUACCCAGAUAAAAUCCGUCCAAGAAUUAGUCAAAUGUUAAUUCUACCACCAUUUCAAAGGAAAGGAUUGUGUGCUAAACUUCUGAAUUCUAUUUACAAACACUAUGCCACUAAAUCAGAUGUUAUUGAUAUUACAGUUGAAAGUCCAAACGAUGAAUUUCAACUUGUUCGAGAUUUUGUAGAUGUUACUAAUUUUCAUAGUCUGAAAACUUUUGAUGAAGAAAAAUUGAAAAACUUGCAGUAUCAAGAAAUGGUUAAAGAGUUUAAAAAUCUUUAUAAAAUCAACCAGGUAUAAGUAGUCCGAUUUUCUAUU
This is a messenger RNA of Diuraphis noxia (Russian wheat aphid), 397 nucleotides long. RefSeq names its product histone acetyltransferase 1 (gene Hat1). Gene Ontology annotation, cellular component: nucleus. Lineage: Eukaryota; Metazoa; Arthropoda; Insecta; Hemiptera; Aphididae. The record is from RefSeq and is a predicted model, not a curated record. Gene Ontology annotation, biological process: subtelomeric heterochromatin formation. Gene Ontology annotation, molecular function: histone binding; histone acetyltransferase activity.